AAAAGUAUAAAAAAAACAGCGGACAAUACGCUUUCUUGAAGUUCUCAACGAAAAUGGUCCUGCGGUAUCUGUGGCGCGCCAAAGGCAAGCUGGCCUUAACUGGCACCGCCCUGGGUGGCGGCGCGAUGGCGGCGACGAUUGCUAACUCCGACGACCCGGCGACGGCCCUGAAGCUAUGCACCACCGUCCCUCUCCGCCUCAUGCGUGUCUCCGUCACUGCCGCCACCACUGCUUUCGAUUAUGAAUAUUCAUUGUGGGGACUACCAGAAGGUAGCAUUGAGAGGUCAAGAGUUAAACAUGAAGUUCACAUCAGGGGUGCCCGCAGGCUUCAAGAAUUAUGUUUUCAGAAUGGUGGCAUCUAUAUUAAGCUUGGUCAACAUAUUAGUCAGCUGGAGUACCUAAUACCUCAAGAGUACGUCCAGACAAUGAGGGAGUCCAUGUUGAAUAAAUGUCCAGUUUCUUCUUACGAUCAAGUGCAUGAAGUUGUGAAGAAAGAGCUUGGAGGGACACCGGAUGAAAUUUUUGACGAGUUCAAUCCUGUACCAAUGGCAAGCGCUUCCCUAGCACAAGUUCAUGUUGCUCGCACCCAUGAUGGGCAAAAAGUUGCUGUGAAGGUUCAGCACACUCACAUGACUGACACUGCGGCCGCAGAUUAUGCCACUGUGGAGUUAAUUGUCAACACCUUGCAUUCUUUUUUUCCUACUUUUGAUUACAGGUGGUUGGUUGACGAAGUGCGUGAAAGUUUACCUAAGGAACUAGAUUUCUUGGUUGAGGCCAAGAACAGCGUAAAAUGUAUGGAUAACUUCAGGAAGUUAUCACCUGAUAUUGCAGAUUAUAUUUAUGCCCCAAGGGUGCAUUGGAAUUUAAGUACCUCAAAGAUAUUGACCAUGGAAUUUAUGGAUGGUGCAUUCGUAAAUGAUGUGAAGACCAUUCAAAGAUUUGGAAUAAAGCCAAACGACGUUGCAAAACUAGUUAGUCAAACUUUUGCUGAAAUGAUGUUCAAACAUGGGUUUGUACAUUGUGAUCCACAUGCUGCCAACUUACUGGUUCGCCCUUUGCCUUCUUGCAAGAGGAACUUUCUUGGCAAGAGAAAACCACAGUUGAUACUGCUUGACCAUGGUCUGUACAAGGAGCUUGACCUCCCCACUAGAACCAACUAUGCAGCACUCUGGAAGGCAUUGAUAUUUGCUGAUGCCAAUGCAAUAAAGGAGAACAGUGUAAAAUUGGGUGCCGGGGAGGAUCUGUAUGCAUUGUUUGCAGGGAUUCUUACAAUGAGACCUUGGAAUAGGGUCAUUGACCCAUCUGUUGAUCAUCUGGUCCUACAAGGCAAUGACGGUGAUCGCUCUGAACUCCAGAUGUAUGCUUCUCAAUAUUUCCCUCAAAUCUCAGAGCUUCUAAGGAGGCUGCCUCGAGUUAUUCUGUUAAUGCUAAAGACAAAUGACUGCUUGCGGGCAGUUAAUAAUUCGCUGUUGCAGGAAUCUUCUCUUGAGACGUUUCUUAUAAUCGGUAAAGUUUCUUCUGAAGCAGUCAUUGAGGCGAAGAAAUUACAGAAUAAGUCGUUUUUACGUCGGUUUAGUGUUUGGUUGGAGGAAAUAUUGUUAGAAGUGCGAUUUUUGGGAAUGCAGAUGGCCUUGUGGGUUUUACAAUUCAGGAAAGCAUUGUCCUUGUGAAAGCCAUAAAUCACAUUGAAGACGCUCAUUUGCAAGAAACCCUUUCUGUUUUAGUUAGAAACUUGCAUUCUUUGUCGCGGCAGCUCAUUUCAACCUUACCUGAAUAAAGAUAUGAGCAUUAAAUUGAGAAAAUGAUUCUUUUCAAACAAAAAGGUGCAUUCAUUUUUGAGAAAGAUAUUCUUUUGCCGGAUACAUAUAAACACCGUCAUGUUCAUUGUUGUGUGAUUGCGUUGUUAACCCCAUGAGUGGGCAAGUGAUAGAUGAUGUAUAACAAAGUCAAUUAUUGUAAUGUCGAAAUAACAUUUUGGACUUCGAUUUAUUGUUUCAAACUUUCUUCCAAGGUUGAAAGAUACUACACUUUGUAACGAGGGAACAAAAUGUAUUCAUUCUUGGUCACUAUUGUGUUUUACUUAAAA
Messenger RNA from Cornus florida, 2086 nucleotides. Its product is annotated as putative ABC1 protein At2g40090. Gene Ontology annotation, cellular component: mitochondrial inner membrane. The transcript is spliced from 12 exons. The record is from RefSeq and is a predicted model, not a curated record. Gene Ontology annotation, biological process: lipid homeostasis; mitochondrion organization. The coding region runs from base 54 to 1670 and encodes 538 amino acids. Lineage: Eukaryota; Viridiplantae; Streptophyta; Magnoliopsida; Cornales; Cornaceae.